Molecule: messenger RNA, 1499 nt
Organism: Trichobilharzia regenti
Lineage: Eukaryota; Metazoa; Platyhelminthes; Trematoda; Strigeidida; Schistosomatidae
Source: the annotation of a GenBank genome assembly
ACCUUCUCAGUGUUAUACUGCAUCGAAAUGACGAAGUUUUGGGGAUUAUGGAAAGUGUGGGAAUUUGAAGUUGCCAGCUUAAUCGAUUGGAGUUUACCUGGGUGCGUGGCUCUAUCAUUAGUCUUAUUAACAUAUACAACAUAUGUAUUUUCUAUAUAUUUUAGUUCUUAUCUUUUGAAAAGUUACUUUGUUUUGCCAACGUGAGUAAACGCAAAUCUUCACGGCUGAUUAGCCGUGAAUUAAUCAGUUUGAGAGGACACUCAAAUUGAUUUGAAGAAUUCUUCCAAACUUUUGUGACUAAAUAUUGAUUAAAUAUGCCUAACGGUCUUAUUCUUAUAGUUUAAAAAUUAUUCAGUUCUCUGUAAAAGGCUGUUGUAUUGUCAGUUUCAGCCUGUAGGCACGUAUAUGCUGUUCCUAUAUGCGUUACUGCCUUCAAAUAUACUCAAUUUUUAAUGGACGUGAAGUUUUCCUUAGUAGAUGAUGAUAAGGAAAACAGCAGUGAAUUAGAUGUCGAGGAAGUAAUCCAAAACAGUUCGAUUAUGUCCAGGCCUUCGACUGUACAAUUUUCAAACAAAUCCUUUAACCCUUUAUGUAAAAAACACGAAGCACAAACACUAUCUGAAGAUCAAGCUUUGAUGGGGAAAUCAUUUGUAGAAAUUCUUGGCGUUAAUUGUCAAUAUAUGAUAGGCAAUACUAUACCGAAUUGUCCAACUGGUCAAAUAAGUGUCUGUACAUCGGUUGAUGUUCUUCAGCUUCUGCAUCAAUCUAAACCUGAACCUCCGUCUAGUUCUGUUGAUUCAGAUAUAUCACAAUCAUUGCUUCCUGAAGUAAAAGGACUUCUACACUGCCGACUUAGUUGUUAUAAUAGUUGUUUUGGUUCGACAUCUCGAGGUGAAGUUGACUUGAUUAUAACUUUAGAAGCAAAAAGCAAUGAUUCCCAUGUUGGAGAGGAGACCUAUAAAGUAUUUGGUCUUAGUAAAAUUUCUGUUCGUUGUUGUUCAUGCCCGGCAAGAGACGCGAAAUCAGACUGUAAACAAUCGGAUUCUCCUGAUAAAAAUUCUCGAAGAUUAUCUCUGAAUUUAUCAUCUCAAUCAAAUAUUCGCUUAAAAAAUGACAGUUCAAGCAUACGUCGUAGUUGUCCUAGCAAGAUUCAAAAAGUUGAAAAUAUAAAUCAAAUUGAUUCAUGUUCUUCUGUAAUUAUUGAUGGGAAAAAAUACUAUAUUACUGUGACCGAUGAUCAGGGAGUGGCUACCUCAAAUAUGACAAUGAGAAAUUCAGCUGCUUUAAUCUCUGAACAAUGGAGGUAUUCUGGUUCACAUCAUCGAAAGCUGAAGCAGAUUAAAAAAUUCUAUAAAAAAUUGGAAUGUUACAUCUCUGACUGUGUCAGUAGAGACAUGUCUCGAAAAGUAACUGAUCCUAUUGUAUCUCAAGGAUCACAGGAUAGUACCAGUUCCACUUCUUCUACAUCUGAUAAGCAAGUUGGUACGGACGAUAUCUAA